This is a messenger RNA of Odontomachus brunneus, 2239 nucleotides long. RefSeq lists its product as uncharacterized. Bases 291 to 1679 code for a protein of 462 amino acids. Lineage: Eukaryota; Metazoa; Arthropoda; Insecta; Hymenoptera; Formicidae. The record is from RefSeq and is a predicted model, not a curated record. The transcript is spliced from 2 exons.
AUACAACUUUUCUCCAGGUAUACUUCUAACGCGUACUCGUCGACGAUCUUUCCCGGCGUCUUACGGGAAAGUCUAUUUGUGGAGUUAUCAGCGUCCCGCAGAUUCGAUAUCAGCUCAACGAGAUUGACUUCUCGCAACCGAUGAAUCCGUCAUUGUUACAAAAAGACGCCGAGAUCCCUCACCCCGGAGGAGGAAACGCGAGAUAAGGCGCGGUCAAAGAUGACCAGAGGUUCCCCAGGCGCACCAGUGCGUCGAUUUCCUCGGACACGCAUACCGAUAAUCUCGCGAGAAUGAUCGUUUGCCGUGGAAGACCAUGGGCGAUCGCCACAUUCGUCCUCAUCGCGAGCGUGUCGGGGUCCGUGGAAUUUAGCAAGCCACCGGCCACCCCGAAGCUCUCACCUCAUCUCACCAGACCGAUGAUGACACGCUCGAUAGACAAACUCCUCGACGACGAGGAGCUUACUCCGCGCUACUCCGCGUCCCCCAAUCGCGUCGGAGACAUCUACAGAAGCUCGACCCUCCGAAGAAAUUUCGUUCCGAGCAGGAAUUACUUCGUGUACCCGAGAAGCCACGAGCGUCUCGCGUCCAGGAACAGCCCAGAGCAACCCCGUGCGAUCAGGUACAGGAGGUACGUCGUGCUCUCGCAUCUGCCAAACGCGACGAUCGAUUGGCCGGGCAAGGCCUCGCAGAACGGCACCGUGACGAGGAUACCGCUGUACAACGCGCACAGAUACUUCAUUCGCGAUAUUCCGCAGAGGGUUGCUCAUCGCGAAGAGCCCAUAUCGUCGUUUCAGACCGAUGAUCCUGCGAAGGAGACGCAAACUCUCGCCUCGUCGAGCAGAAGACGAAGAAGUCCGACGACCGCUGUCGACGAUCAGCCCUGGCGGAAGAACGUGAGCGAUUAUUACGCGGAGCGGAGAGCCGUGAUGGCGAGGUUCUACGCUCGUCAGCGAGAAAUGGAAGCGCGAUACGGCAUGAACUCCACCUCGAAGCCCGACAACGCCGCGGCGCCGCGGAACGAGUCGGUGACGAGCGACGUCACCUUGUUUCGACUGUAUCCCAGCAGGAACUCCAACCUCACGGAUAACAGAGCGACUUUUCGCCAACCGGCCAUAACGAUCGACCCGGUGUACGCUAAUCUGCCGGCCAAACUGGACCGUCGACCGGUCGUGCAGGAAGCCGACCGUCGCUUCCAGUCCCGCUCGUGGAACAACAGCAACGUCGACGGACAGGUCACCCGGUAUUACACCACGCCUGCUCCUUGCGCGAACGCGUCGUUGUCCGGCACUCUCGCGCCGAAGAAGCGAUCCAAGACUGUGGACAACGACGAACAGACGACGGUGAUCGGUCGCACGCAUAAUAACAGCAACGGGAGCGACCAUGUGAUUUGGGGGCCGUGCAAGGGGAAGGUGGUGUACCAGCAUAACUUGCUCCUGGGACUGAAGGGUCCUUCUACUCUCGAUACGAUGUUCGAGGUGAUUAUUCAAGGUCCCGUGUGCAUCACCUGCGUGGAGGCCUUGCGAUAUAACGAGACCAAGGCAAAGGUCACGUUUGAGUCUGGCGGACGAGGCUACGACUACGUGAAGCUCAAGUUACAAGGCUACGAAAAUGAAGGGUUCUCGUAUAUAAUAAAGGUCUGGGGUAUCAGAAAGUUCGGUCCGGAUUGCAGUAACAUGUAGCCGAGAGUAUUGAAACUCGGAAUCUUUGGACUCUGAAUUAGCAAAGAAUUCUCUGAACUCUAAAGGAUUUUACUCUUACACCCAUGAUCUCAAAAGAAAAUUCCUCUAAAAUUAAAAGGAAAAUACUUCAAGCACGACAUUCUUAAAGUUAGAGGAAUCUGAUCUGACGAUACAAGUCUUACUUGCCGCGCCUUUCGUGUCGCGUGUAAGAAGACAUUCCGUUUCAAGAGAGUAAACAUAUUUCCCUUAAUUUAAAAGGAGAAAAAAGUUUGAAUAAUAUCUAGUAGAUUUCCAACUAAUAGCCUUCUUCAUUAGAAUUCUCAUUAGAAUACUUUUUAUCAGAACUCUUUUGGUUUUUGCUUAGAAUAUCAGAUUACAGCAAGUGGCAUCUUGCCAAUGGAAUUCCCUUUUAGGUACAGACUAAUAAGUAAGUAAAUUCGUUUCUUAUUGAGAGAGAAAGAGAGAGAGAGAGAGAGAGAGAGAGAGGUUCGAGGACGCCAUCAACGCUCUGUAUGUAUAGAAAAAUCUUUAAUAUAUAAAAACAUUGCGUGCCUCAUAAA